Molecule: messenger RNA, 258 nt
Organism: Sporothrix brasiliensis 5110
Lineage: Eukaryota; Fungi; Ascomycota; Sordariomycetes; Ophiostomatales; Ophiostomataceae
Product: small nuclear ribonucleoprotein F
Exons: 2
Coding region: 1-258 (85 amino acids)
Biological process (GO): spliceosomal snRNP assembly; mRNA splicing, via spliceosome
Cellular component (GO): catalytic step 2 spliceosome; U1 snRNP
Molecular function (GO): RNA binding
Source: RefSeq, a predicted model, not a curated record
AUGAGCUUCAUGCCCGUCAACCCCCGCCCGAUGCUCCAGGAGCUCGUGGGCAAGCCGGUCGCCGUGCGGCUCAAGUGGGGCGAGACCGAGUACAAGGGCGCGCUCGUGUCGAUUGACAGCUACAUGAACCUGCAGCUGUCCGACACGGAGGAGUACAUUGACGGCGAGAGCACCGGCCAGCUGGGCCAGGUUCUCAUUCGGUGCAACAACGUGCUGUGGAUUCGCGGCGACGACAAGGACACGAAAAUGGAGGACUAG